Messenger RNA from Helianthus annuus (common sunflower), 793 nucleotides. RefSeq names its product 40S ribosomal protein S15-4. Gene Ontology annotation, cellular component: cytosolic small ribosomal subunit; ribosome. Gene Ontology annotation, biological process: translation; ribosomal small subunit assembly. The transcript is spliced from 4 exons. The record is from RefSeq and is a predicted model, not a curated record. Bases 128 to 586 code for a protein of 152 amino acids. NCBI's taxonomy places the organism in Eukaryota, Viridiplantae, Streptophyta, Magnoliopsida, Asterales, Asteraceae. Gene Ontology annotation, molecular function: RNA binding; structural constituent of ribosome.
AACAACCAACUGUGAUCCAAACCCAAAGCCCUCCUACUACACAAGGAAUCGAUCUUCCAUCAAAACCCAAACGAUAGAUCGUCCUGAAACCCUAGCCUCUGUUCCUAAACAACAACCAAACCACACUAUGGCGGAAGUUGAAGUUGACGUUGCGGCAGCCGGAGCACCGAAGAAGAGGACGUUUAAGAAGUUCUCGUUCAGAGGAGUGGAUUUGGAUGCUCUGCUUGAUAUGUCUACUGAUGAGCUUGUUAAGCUCUUCACUGCUCGUGCUCGCAGAAGGUUUCAGAGAGGUUUGAAGAGGAAACCUAUGGCUUUGAUUAAGAAGCUUCGCAAAGCUAAACGCGAGGCACCAGCUGGUGAGAAGCCAGAGCUUGUGAAGACUCACUUGAGAAACAUGAUCAUCGUUCCAGAAAUGAUCGGGAGCGUUGUGGGUGUCUACAAUGGCAAGACUUUUAACCAGAUCGAAAUCAAGCCUGAGAUGAUCGGUCACUAUCUUGCGGAAUUUUCUAUUUCAUAUAAGCCUGUCAAGCACGGUAGACCCGGUAUUGGUGCCACCCACUCUUCCAGGUUUAUUCCAUUGAAGUGAGGCUAUGAUUUUUCUCUUUUAACUGUGUUCCGAAUGUUAAAUGUUUUUGUUCGCUUUUUUUUUUAAAUUGCUUGUUAUACCUUCUUUCAGUGUUUUUAAGUUUAUGUUCUGUUAUAACUUCUCAAGUUCCGGUGGAUCCCAACAUUCGGACCGACCGCUCUUAUAGCAAGACUGAAACACAUUAGAUCUUUUUAGUUUUUUGCUUCA